Carassius carassius (crucian carp) is the source of this 3205-nucleotide messenger RNA. Its product is annotated as heterogeneous nuclear ribonucleoprotein A1-like. The record is from RefSeq and is a predicted model, not a curated record. The coding region runs from base 97 to 1248 and encodes 383 amino acids. NCBI's taxonomy places the organism in Eukaryota, Metazoa, Chordata, Actinopteri, Cypriniformes, Cyprinidae. Gene Ontology annotation, molecular function: RNA binding. The transcript has 13 exons.
ACUCCAACACAGUAGGUGGCGGUAUUCACUUUGAACGCUGUUGUUUAACCCCGCGAUGAGAACAGAGCGUCGCGCGCUGUAGCGGUUGCGCAGUCGAUGCGAGCUCGUGCGAGGUCUGCUGUCAGUCACCGGGAGACCGCCAUGUCCAAAGAGCAACAGACCCCCCGUGAGCCUGAGCAGCUCCGAAAGCUCUUUAUCGGGGGCCUCAGUUUUGAGACAACAGAUGAGAGUCUAAGGGCCCACUUCGAGCAAUGGGGGACUCUUACAGACUGUGUGGUGAUGAGGGACCCCAACACAAAGAGGUCGAGGGGUUUUGGGUUUGUGACCUAUAGUUCGGUGAAUGAGGUAGAUGCGGCGAUGGAUGCUCGUCCGCACAAAGUGGAUGGAAGAGCUGUUGAACCCAAGAGGGCAGUGUCUAGAGAAGACUCGAGCAGACCAGGUGCUCACUCCACUGUUAAAAAAAUGUUUGUGGGUGGAAUCAAAGAAGACACGGAUGAGGAACAUCUGCGCGAGUAUUUCAGCCAGUUUGGUAAAAUUGACGAGGUGAACAUCAUGACUGAGAAGAACAGUGAUAAGAGGAGGGGCUUCGCCUUCAUAACAUUUGAUGACCAUGAUGCUGUUGACAGGAUUGUCAUACAGAAAUACCACACAGUUAACGGACACAACUGUGAAGUCAGGAAAGCUCUCUCCAGAGAGGAAAUGAACAGGGUGUCAGUGAAUCAACGAGGUGGGCGAGGAGGAGGAGGAGGAGGAGGAGGUGGUGGAGGUGGUGGUGGUGGUGGUGGAAACUUUGGCAGAGGUGGAGGAUACGGAGGUGGAUAUGGAGGAGGAAGAGGUGGUUACGGUGGAGGCGAUGGAUAUAAUGGCUAUGGAGGGAAUGGCGGCUAUGGUGGAGGUGGACCUAAUUAUGGUGGUAACCGUGGUUAUGGUGGAGGCAGCGGAGGUGGUGGCGGCUAUGGAAACCAGGGUGGAGGCUACGGUGGCGGCGGCGGUGGCUAUGAUAACUAUAACAAUGGUGGUGGAGGCAACUUCGGAGGAGGCAACUUUGGAGGUGGCGGAGGCUACAAUGACUUUGGCAACUACAACAAUCAAUCUUCCUCUAACUACGGCCCGAUGAAGGGAGGAAACUACGGAGGUGGUGGAAGGAGCGGUGGCGGUGGUGGUGGCGGCGGCGGCCCAUAUGGCGGUGGUUAUGGAGGAGGCUCUGGUGGUGGUUAUGGAGGAGGCUCUGGUGGGAGAAGGUUUUAGAUUCCAGGGCCACAGUACUUAGAGGAGAGCCAGAGAGAGAUGACAGGGAAAGGAGAGAAGCAAGCAGGUUUACACCUAGAUCUGCCCAGCCAAGCAAUGUGGUGGCGAUAUUAACGUCUGCCAUACGAAGAGAACGUGUUCAAUAGGGGAGGAAAAUCAUGUGGGGGUGGGGAUGGGGGGGGUUGAAAGUGGUUAUAAAAAAAGGAACAUUUCAAAAGUACUCUUGACCUGGAAGAUAUUUACUAGUUUGUAGUUUUCCCUUUUUUGUCUGUGAAGUGCAAAGCAUUCCAAUGAGAUUUUAUGCAGGGUUUAAUUGUUGUGUUGGCUUUUCUCUUACCAGAACCAGUAGGGUGUCUGUCUUUUUUCUUUUACAUUUCUUUUCCUUUUUUUAAUGUGAACAGUCACCAAUCAAGAUUAAAUAAACCACUCCAGUUUUUUUAUUUAAUUGUAUUCGUCAGUGUUUUGUUUUGGAAAUUGUGAAUAAUUGCCCGGAUGCAUGAAUGAUUGAUUGUAUUUUACGCAACAGACCUGCAGCAUGCUCUGAUGCUGUUGGGUAUUAGUCUUUUGUGAUGUAGAUUUAAAGCUUUACCCUAAAGUAAUUUUGACCUUUGGUUAAAGCAUUCAUAAGCCUGAAUUACUGGAUAAUUAAAGUAACGCUUCUUUCAACUUUCAUGUGAAAUACCUGUAAAGAAAUCUGAGAUCUACUGAACUUCAGCAAACUUUAAUUAGCUUGUUCAUUUAUAUUUAUAAUUGGGCCUAGCACACAUCCUGGUUUAUGUUUUUGGACAAACAAUGUUUCUUUGUUUGAGUUCCGCUGGGGAAUUAAAUCCAUAAGAGGAUAUUUAGCAACUCUGAAAUGCCGCCUGAAGGCAAUCUUGCGAAAUAAGCGGUCAGACUAUCUGAUGAAGUGCCAGCAAAGAUUCUAGCCGUCGGGAGGAGCCAGCUUAAAGGCUAGCCAAAGAGAAGAGACUUUUCAGAAGCAGUCCAUCGAAGAGAGGCUAGCCAUUGGGAUGAGCCAGCUGAGAGGCUAGCUUAUUGGAAUCGCCAGCAGUCUUAUUGAGAACAGAUGAUUGCUGUUGUAAGACUAGCGAGAAACAGCUACCAAAGUAAGGUAUUUAACAUACCAGACUGGUAGGUAAGAGGAGAAUUUUAGUUUUUUUUUUUUUUUUUUUUUUUCAUGUGAAUUAUUUGUGCUCAUCAAAAUUAGGUAACAGUGUAAAGAUUUUGUUGCUUGGUUGUUUUCGUGUUUGUGGUGAAAACAUGAGUGCCGAACUAUCACAGUGAGCAAGUUUUCAACUGUGUUUUAAGUAAGGUUCGGUAUAUAAUUUUAUGUUGUAACAGUAGUCUUUUGUGUCAGUGGUGCAUGAGACACUUAUGACCAUACACUUUGUGCUUGGCUACAUGUCUUUGUUUCUCUCCUUAUUUUUGGUUUUAAGUCAAUUCAUUCUUUUUCCAGGGAUAUAAACUUACGGAUUUUGUACCUGCGACAUGGUUAGCGCUAGUUCAAAUGGCUGGUGAUCUCGAAGGGUAACUAAAGACUGAGGCCUACCCCAAAAACAGCAACUGCUCAAACAUUUUAACAUUGCAUUAUUUUGCUGUUUUCUCCACGUUGGCACAUGGCCAGAAUAUUUGAAUUGGUUGUGAGAGCGCAGAGUCAAAUACCAAACAAUAUCUGCUGGACAGCAUUAGAAAUUUUUCAACUUUUCAAUGUUUUUUUUUUUUAAUAGUGCAGUUUUUUAAGUAUGGUAUCAAAUGCUUUAUUUACCAAAGCAGUGAUUUUUACACCUAUUUAUAUUUCGUGAUUCAGCUGGGAUUAAAAGCAUAUGUAACAGCCAGACUAUAGAAAAUUAAUCAACAGGUUCAACCGAUCAAGUGAAAAGGGGUCUUUGUAUGAUAUGUCAACAUAUCAGCUGAGUUGUCUUGAGAAAUGUGAACAAUAAAAUAUAUUUUGAUUAUA